AUGGCACACACUAAACAGUACUACGCUAUCUCUUGUAUUAAUGUUGGUGUCGGCCCCGGAGGGACGACGUCGAUGCUAGCUCGGAUUGCUAUCGUCGACUUUCGAGGAAAUACUAUACUCGAUACAUAUGUUUCACCAACCAUGAAGGUCACAGAGUAUAGGACGGCUACAACAGGAAUAGAGCCCGCCCACCUCUCUUCCCGGAAUGCAGCACCUUUCAAUACCGUUCAGCAGUAUGUUGCCAACAUUAUCAAAGGUCACAUUCUCGUUGGACAUUCUAUCUGGAACGACCUUUCCGUUUUAGGGAUACCGCAUCCUGCCGUAGACACAAGGGAUGUCGCCCUCUACCAGCCCUUUCGAAACGCUCUUCGUUCACCAAAUCAUAUUGUCGGUCUUCAGACACUGUCCUGGCAACUCAUGUGUCGCCGCUGUCAAGAAAGCGAGCAGAAUCCUCUCGAGAACGCCCGCGCUGCCCUAGACUUGUAUCGUUCCGACGCCACAGACUGGGAGGAGGCUAUUAGACGUGGUAGCUGGCCAUGCGCUCUACCUCCAAGUACAUUCUCCCGUUGCUACCUGUGA
This is a messenger RNA of Lentinula edodes (shiitake mushroom), 579 nucleotides long. Its product is annotated as ribonuclease H-like domain-containing protein. NCBI's taxonomy places the organism in Eukaryota, Fungi, Basidiomycota, Agaricomycetes, Agaricales, Omphalotaceae. The transcript is spliced from 7 exons. Gene Ontology annotation, molecular function: nucleic acid binding; 3'-5' exonuclease activity. The record is from RefSeq and is a predicted model, not a curated record. Gene Ontology annotation, cellular component: nucleus. The coding region runs from base 1 to 579 and encodes 192 amino acids. Gene Ontology annotation, biological process: rRNA processing.